AGCGUUGAAGGAACUUCGCCACCUUGAAGACGCCCUCUCGCUCUCGCUUACUUACGGGGAUUAAUUUUUCCUCUGGUUGAAUUUAAAGGACUGUGGGUUUUGUUCGACUUUGCUAAGGAUUCACUGAGGAGGGGCUAUUGAUUCCGAGAUGGACGAAGAAGAAAUCGAGAAAACAGUGAUUGCUUAUCUGAAAAAGAAGGGUUUCAAGCAAACGGAGCUUGCAUUACAGGAGGAGCAGCAGCAGAGCAAAAUCAUCACUGACUCUUCGGCUCUAAACUCCUCAGAUACUUCCCAUGCUGACCCUCUUGCCAAUGACAUUCUCUCUAUCUCUCAAUCUGGAAGUGUUCCUGCAAAGUACCGUGAUGAGUACAGCAAGCUUCGAUCUUGGGCAGAUAGUUCUCUUGAUUUGUAUAAGCAUGAGUUGCAUCGUGUACUGUAUCCUGUAUUUAUACACUGCUUCAUGGAUCUAGUCGCUAAAGGUCACAUUCAGGAAGCACGAGCCUUUUUUAAUAGCUUCAGAGAAGAUCAUGAGAUGAUUCACUCACAUGAUCUCCAGAAACUAGAAGCUGUCCUAUCACCUUCACAUCUAGAGGAAAUGGAGUUUGCAUAUUCUUUAAGGCAAAGCAAAGUGAACAUAAAAAUGUGUCAGUAUUCCUAUGACCUAUUGCUGCAAUACUUGCACAAGGCUCAUGCCAUGGUGAUGCUAGGGAUGAUAAAUGAGCAUAUAAAUUUCCAAGUUUCUCCUGGACAGCCUGGUUUGGUUUCAGAUGAUGCUGAUGUUGUAACUCUAAUUGGGAGCAGCCAGGCAACUGCUCGUUUGGUUAACCAGAAAGAAAUUCACUGGGGAUUGCUUGAAGAUUCUUUAGAGGAGCGGCUAGAGAAGGCAGGAGGUAUGCUUUUAGACUCAGAAAAGGUUGAGGGGGAGUCCAAAGAUGGAGAAACUGAUGAUAACAAGGGAGGAAAGCAAGGAUCGUCUAUGAAGAAGUUGAAAAAAGACAAGGUUGCAGGCCCAACAGGAAAAGUUUCACACAUAGAGGGUAACACAACAUCUACUACACCACACGUUAAGCCCGAGUUACCUUUACCAGCAAUAGAUAUGGAUGUAGAGCAGUCUAUUCUUGAAGACUUAAGGAAUCGUGUGCAGCUGAGUAGCUUGUCACUGCCCUCUGUGAACAUGUAUACCUUUCUUAAUACUCAAAAUGGACUAAACUGUGCAUCUAUUUCUCAUGACGGAUCACUGGUAGUUGGUGGGUUUUCGGAUUCUUCGAUUAAGUUGUGGGACAUGGCAAAGCUAGGUCAAAAAUCAUCCAAUUCUCUCUUGCAGGGUGAUAUUGGUUCCCCCCAAAAUGAGCAGGUUCUUGGGGAAAAUGGACAACGAAGAUGUUAUACACUGUUCCAUGGUCAUUGUGGACCUGUUUAUUCUGCCACCUUCUGUCCAUACGAUGAUUUUUUACUAUCGUCAUCGUCCGAUUCUACUAUUCGGUUGUGGAGCACAAAAUUUAAUGCAAAUCUUGUUUGUUAUAAGGGCCAUAAUUAUCCUGUAUGGGAUGUUCAGUUUAGUCCGGUUGGGCAUUACUUUGCCAGUGCCUCACAUGAUCGAACAGCAAGGAUCUGGUCUAUGGACAGGAUACAGCCUCUAAGGAUUAUGGCCGGCCACUUAUCUGAUGUUGAUUGUGUGCAAUGGCAUGCCAACUGUAACUACAUCGCAACAGGAUCGAGUGACAAAACUGUUCGCUUGUGGGACGUCCAGAGUGGCGAGUGCGUCAGAAUUUUCAUUGGUCACAGAGGUAUGAUAUUGUCACUGGCAAUGUCACCUGAUGGCCGUUAUAUGGCAUCAGGCGAUGAAGAUGGGAAAAUCAUGGUAUGGGAUCUUGCAAGCGGGCGCAGUAUAACACCUUUGGUUGGUCACACCUCUUGCGUAUGGACACUUGCUUUCAGUUGUGAAGGCUCUAUUCUUGCAUCUGGUUCUGCGGAUUGCACUGUGAAAUUGUGGGAUGUAACCACAAGCACCAAGAUUCAAAAAUCUGAUGAGAACAAAUCUGGGAGUGCCAUUAGACUCCGAUGGUUGAAGACAUUGGCUACCAAAUCCACACCAGUAUAUGCUCUGCGUUUCUCUCGAAGAAAUCUUCUCUUUGCCGCUGGUGCAUUUUCUCCAAUAGUGCAUAAAACUACAUGUUAACAUUGAACAUUCUGAAGUGGCAGUAUGGUUUCUGUUAUCUUUGCUUACAAGAAAUGUAAUUCAUGGAACAAUCCUGAAAACCAAGGGGAACAUUGAUUGCUGAUUGAUGAUGGAUGAUUAAGGAAGCCAGAUUGCGUUCUUACAUAUAUAUAGGCACACAACUUUAACUUAUAUUGAAUAAAAUGUACUAUAUUCAUGAAUGUGACAUGAUGGACAAAACGCCCUUGAUGGAUAUGUGACCGACUUUGUUGUUAAUUACUCCCUCUGUCCCACAAUGAAUAACACUUUGUUACUAGUCUGGCAUUUCAAUAAUAACUUUUAUUUACU
This is a messenger RNA of Cuscuta campestris, 2506 nucleotides long. The record is from the annotation of a GenBank genome assembly. NCBI's taxonomy places the organism in Eukaryota, Viridiplantae, Streptophyta, Magnoliopsida, Solanales, Convolvulaceae.